Molecule: messenger RNA, 1005 nt
Organism: Synchiropus splendidus (mandarinfish)
Lineage: Eukaryota; Metazoa; Chordata; Actinopteri; Syngnathiformes; Callionymidae
Gene: tnfaip6
Product: tumor necrosis factor, alpha-induced protein 6
Exons: 6
Coding region: 33-815 (260 amino acids)
Biological process (GO): cell adhesion; negative regulation of inflammatory response
Molecular function (GO): hyaluronic acid binding
Source: RefSeq, a predicted model, not a curated record
GCGCAGAGAGGUCGCUCACUGACGGCAGCAGGAUGCGCCUCUUCACUCUCCUCUGGACUUUCGGGUUCCUUCUCAAAGAGGCGCACGCAUGGGGCUACAAAAAUGGAAUAUUUCACAACUCAAUAUGGCUGGAACAAGCAGCUGGAGUUUACCACCGGGAGUCGCGCAAAGGGAGAUACCAGCUGACUUAUAAAGAGGCGAAAGCUGUUUGCAAAUACGAGGGAGGGAAGCUGGCGUCCUACGAACAACUGAAGGCAGCUCAAGAAAUAGGUUUCCAUGUUUGUGCGGCUGGAUGGUUUGGCAAAGGGCGCGUUGGGUAUCCAAUCGUCAAAGCAGGUGUGAAUUGUGGUUUCGGCAAGGUGGGAAUUGUGGACUAUGGAUACAGGCUGAACAAGAGCGAGAAGUGGGAUGUCUACUGCUACAAUCCAACCUCGAAAGAGUGCGGCGGCGUCCUGACUGAUCAGCAGAGAAUCAUCCAGUCGCCUGGCUUCCCUGAGGAGUACCAGGAUGAGCAGAUCUGUUACUGGCACAUCCGCGUGCGUCUGGGUCAGAGGAUCCACCUCCAGUUCCGGGAGUUUGACGUGGAGGACGACCCUUCCUGUCUGGCGGAUUACUUGGAGGUGUAUGACAGCUACGAUGACGUGUCCGGAUUUGUGGGAAGGUUCUGUGGUGAUUAUUUACCCGAGAAUAUCCUGAGUACAGGGAACGUGAUGACGCUCAAGUUCCUCUCAGAUGCUUCAGUCACAGCCGGAGGCUUCCAGCUAAAAUAUCUAGCUGUAAAUGCAUCCUCACGUCAUUCUAACUUCCUUCACUGAGCAGAGCACAUACAACAGUGAACUUAUAGUGUGCUGCAUUAUUUUAUUGAGGUACAUGUUUUACAAUUCUGAAAGCUGAACAUUUCCACAAGCCAGAUGGAAGUAUAAUCAUACUGCUAAUAUUAUUCAAACCUAAUUUCCCACUGAAUUAAAACAUAAUGUGACUGUAGUAAAUCUGAGUGUAUGUAUA